GCUGCACGAUCGCAGCUACACACUGAACCUUCAAGAGCACGACGCGCUACAGCGAAGGCCAAAUGCCUACUCCUUCCUCGCAUCCGGUGCUGAAUCAAACGAGGGCCACCACAUUGGACCCACUGCGCUUCGACAAUUACGACGUGCCUUCAGCUUCAGACAUGGAAGCCUUUCUUGGUGAGACCGCCACCUACAAACUUUCAUUGAGUUACAGGCCCGCACAAGUUGUGAUCAUGGGUGUUGCGAGGUGGUUCGGUCGCAUCGUGGCUCAGCGCAUCGUCAGGCACUCAAGAAGCAACCACUGUGGAGGUCAGCAGCUCCUGACGCUCGACAUGGUCAUGUUUCUGCUGACCGAGAGAUACGAGCUGCAGCAUUGCUCGAUCGAGAUCUACGUCAGCCAUUUCCCCAGCUUCUCGAAGCUCUUCAUGGACGACCUCGAAACGCAGUGCCGGGAUUUAGGGAAGGCAUUACAGAGUUUCGAUGUCAAGUACGCCGCGGUUUGGGACUGGGAGUCGUUGAACGACUUCCGCGUGCGAGUGUCGGAGACAGGGGUGAAGUUACAAAGCAUGAGCGGCGCGGAUUGGACGUUUUUGAGGACACUGGAAAGUGAGUGGGUGAUUGCGUGAAGCCGGCGAGUGAUUCACACAUUGUGGCAUCUGCACCUUUAUUCUCCGAUCACCCACUUUGCUUCCAGCGCUGUCUAGUUAUUGGCACAGUGCCGGGUGAACCGAGCUACAUUAGUUGUCAACCAAGAACAGAUGCAAACUAAGAUUAAGGAGGCGUCAUCACUCCGGUUAUUCUCGCGAUCCGGGUGAAGAGGGGUAGGGGAACGUAAAAAGUGAUGACCUUAUUCGACGUCUGCUCAAAUGACAUGGGAAUCUACAGUUGCAUCUUGAGGCUUGAC
Messenger RNA from Dermacentor silvarum, 904 nucleotides. RefSeq lists its product as uncharacterized. The coding region runs from base 63 to 626 and encodes 187 amino acids. The record is from RefSeq and is a predicted model, not a curated record. Lineage: Eukaryota; Metazoa; Arthropoda; Arachnida; Ixodida; Ixodidae. The transcript is spliced from 2 exons.